AAUCGGCGGCGUUGUUAUUGACGCCAUAUUGGGGCCGGCGGCUGGUGGGGAGAAGUCUUAUAGGGGGGCGGGGGGGAAAGGGAAGCGGUUAGACAAGCCUUUCCUUCAGCUGCCACUGCCGCCGCCGCCGACGUCGCUGCCGCCUCCUUCUAACCAUCCCCUCGGCAUUUGUCCUAGACCCACCGCACCCUAUACCGGCCCUGCCCGGCGAAAGUCGCGUUCCGGCUUCAGAUUUCGCAGCGCUCAAAGGGAAACGGAUAGGCUGAGAGGAGGGUCCAUUGAGCGAGGCGAAAAGACUCGAGCCGGGGCGGGGACCGGGGUCGGAGGCUCCCGGGAGAGCGGGAGCUGAGGCGAGAGGAAGGAAGGCAGGCAGGAAGGAAGGCCCCCAGCGCGAGCCACCCCCUCCCCCCCGACGCCGCCGGCUCUCGUCACCCGGGUCCCCCUCCCCGCAGGUCCGUGCCGCCACUGCUGCUCCCGCCGAGGCGGCGGCGGCGUAGUCCGCGUAGGCUGCCCCUUUCCGCCGCCCGCCCCUAGGGGGUCGCCGGCUCCCCUUUCCAGCUUUCCUGCGCCCGGCUCCCCCUCGGCCCCAGUCAUGGCGUGCGGAGCCACUUUGAAAAGGACUCUGGAUUUCGACCCGCUGUUGAGCCCGGCGUCCCCCAAGCGGCGGCGAUGUGCGCCAUUGUCGGCACCCGCCUCGGCCGCCGCCUCCCCGUCGUCCUCUGCAGCCGCCACCGCCGCCUCCUUCUCGGCCGCCGCCGCCUCACCGCAGAAAUACCUCCGGAUGGAGCCGUCCCCCUUCGGCGAGGUCUCUUCUCGCCUUACUACAGAACAAAUUCUGUACAACAUAAAACAAGAGUAUAAACGUAUGCAGAAGAGAAGACAUUUAGAAACUAGCUUCCAACAGACAGAUGCUUGCUGUUCUUCUGAUUCACAGCCACAUGCAUUUCUCCUCAAUGGACCAGCUUCUCCAGGCACUUCAUCUGCAGCAUCAUCACCAUUAAAAAAAGAACAGCCCUUAUUUACUCUAAGGCAGGUUGGGAUGAUCUGUGAACGUUUGCUGAAAGAACGUGAAGAAAAGGUUCGUGAAGAGUAUGAAGAAAUAUUGACCACAAAACUUGCAGAACAAUAUGACGCAUUUGUGAAAUUUACGCAUGAUCAGAUAAUGCGACGAUAUGGAGAACAGCCUGCUAGUUAUGUUUCAUGAAUCACGUUUCCUGCAUUUGUGGGCUGCCCAGUUCCCUGUUGAGUUGUUGCAAGUGGUCCCAGUUAAGACUUGCAGCAAUGCCAUAUUUCUCCCCUUCCCCCUGUGAACACAGGUUAUUUCAAGCUUUUGUCAGUGGCAACCACUCUUAGGCAGCAACUGAUUUUGGAGUGCUCCCUGAUGUCAAUACCAUCUGGAUGUGGACUGUUGCUACCUGUAUUAAUACCAGUGGCCUCAUUUGCUGUAUCAUUACAAUUUGGCUUCUUAUGUUAAUGAUAUGUUUGAAAAAGAUUAAAACUGGUGUUCUAGAAAAUGCCCUUCAUUGGUUGUGUAAAUAAAACUGUAGAAUGACACUUCGGAUUGAAGUUAGUGUGGUUUUAAUAACUGUGCACUACAACCAACCUGUAACCGUCAUUAAUAACUUAGAAUGUAAUCCCAGGACAAUUAAGCAAAUAGCCCGCAGUACUAUCUGUGAAAUAUAGUGAAGGAGAGCAUUUCUGUAUUCCAGGACUUUGGGGGUGGGGUAGUUAAGAAUGGGUUUAUAUGAUUUCUUGUUUUGUAGUUUUUAUUUAUUCUAUCAGUCUUUAACAAAUGUUUAUUGCUGCAUUUUUUUUUUCAGUGUAUCAUUGUUUUACUGCCCUUGUAGUACUGGAAUUUAGUUGAAAAAAAUAAAACCUUUACUUCUAAUCUGUUUGUUUUUAAUGUGCAGAUGGGCUUUGUGCAGUGAACAAAUAAAAUUAAUAUUUGAAAUGCAAGCAUUACCUAAGUGAAGGAACUGGAAGUUCUCAGAAUGAAGUUUUAUCUCGAGUAAUCAGUGAUUUAGUGUUAUUGUUUAAAACUUGGCUGAGUUGUUUUCUGGUCCUGAAGCAAUUUUCUACCUGAUUGCAGUGAUAGGAUUUGACUGGCACUAAAUUGCAGCUUAUACUUUUAGCUUCAGAAUUGUAAAUUUCAGUAGAAUGAAAAAGAUUUGGGGGGUUUUGAAAGUUAGUUAUUGGCAUGAACAAAGAUCUGAAAUUUUUUUUAUCACUUGUUAAAAAUUUAACUUUUAAGUGCUGUUUUUAAGCAUUUUUUUUAUUUCUUGUUUAGUUUUGAAGCUAUGCCAGGGAUAAAUCAUUAUGCUAAAUUCCAGUAAUACAUUUGGCCAUAAAUAAUUGAAAAUGGGUUAAUUUUUGGAAAUAUCCUAAGUGCAGCUUACUUUUAAAAAUGUGCUUUCUGUAACAAAGCAAAGAGAUGUAUUUGAUGCUAUACAUUUUCCUUCCCCUGGUG
Messenger RNA from Sarcophilus harrisii (Tasmanian devil), 2467 nucleotides. It is a transcript of the gene AKIRIN2, whose product is annotated as akirin 2. Gene Ontology annotation, biological process: positive regulation of transcription by RNA polymerase II; positive regulation of innate immune response. The transcript has 5 exons. The coding region runs from base 593 to 1204 and encodes 203 amino acids. Gene Ontology annotation, cellular component: nucleus; chromatin. Gene Ontology annotation, molecular function: transcription coregulator activity. The record is from RefSeq and is a predicted model, not a curated record. NCBI's taxonomy places the organism in Eukaryota, Metazoa, Chordata, Mammalia, Dasyuromorphia, Dasyuridae.